GAAUAAAUCUGACGUCUGACGUGUGCGAUUUGACAGCGGCACCCAGUUUGUGACCAGAGACAAAAUCCAGCACAGCCAGACGUGUUUCUUUUGUUCGUCGUUCGGUGUUUACCGGUGGUCGCAGACCGCUUCGCAAGAUGUCAGACGGAGGCGGCGGCGAAGAUAACAGCGGCUCCAUGGAGGUAUCGGCCGUUCACACGGUGGCGGACGCCUCGGUGCUCCAGAAGCACAUUCGCAAGCUCGUUCCGCUACUCCUGGAAGAUGGCGGCGAGGCCCCGGCCUCCCUGGAAACCUCCCUGGAGGAGAAGAGCACCGUAGAGCAGAUGCGGAAAUUCCUGGGCGACCCUCAGGUCCAUACUAUCUUGGUGGAGAGAAGCGCGCUCAAAGAGGAUGUUGGCGACGAAGGAGAGGAAGAGAAGGAGUGCAUCACUUACAACAUCAGCAUCGACAUACACUAUGGGCUCAAGUCCAACAGCUUGGCUCUUAUCAAGAGGACGGGCGUCAUUGAUGCAGACAAACCCAUAUCGACCCAAGUGCGCGUCCUGACGCUGAGUGAGGAUUCUCCCUAUGAGACUCUCCACUCGUUCAUCAGCAACGCUGUCGCUCCCUUUUUCAAGUCGUACAUCCGUGAGUCCGGAAAGGCAGACAGAGACGGGGACAAAAUGGCGCCUUCCGUGGAGAAGAAGAUCGCAGAGCUGGAGAUGGGCCUGCUGCACUUGCAGCAGAAUAUCGAGAUCCCUGAGAUCAGUCUGCUCAUUCACCCCAUCAUCACAAACAUUGCAAAGCAAUGCUACGAGCGCGGCGAGAAACCCAAAGUCACCGACUUUGGGGAUAAAGUGGAGGACCCCACCUUCUUGAACCAGCUCCAGUCUGGAGUCAACCGCUGGAUCAGGGAGAUUCAAAAAGUGACGAAGCUGGACCGUGACCCGGCGUCGGGCACAGCCCUGCAGGAGAUCAGUUUCUGGCUCAAUCUUGAGCGGGCCCUCAACAGGAUCCAGGAGAAGAGGGAGAGCCCGGAGGUUCUGCUCACGCUUGACAUUCUCAAGCAUGGCAAGCGUUUCCACGCUACUGUCAGUUUUGAUACAGACACUGGUCUGAAACAUGCUGUAGAAACUGUCAACGACUACAACCCUCUCAUGAAAGACUUCCCCCUUAAUGACCUGCUGUCCGCCUCCGAGCUGGACAAGAUCCGCCAGGCUCUGAUGGCCAUUUUCACCCACCUGAAGAAGAUCAGGAACACCAAGUACCCCAUUCAGAGAGCUUUGCGUCUGGUCGAGGCCAUCUCCAGGGAUUUGAGCUCACAGCUUUUGAAGGUGUUGGGCACCAGAAAGCUGAUGCAUGUUGCCUACGAGGAAUUUGAAAAGGUGAUGGUGGCCUGCUUUGAGGUGUUCCAGACCUGGGAGGAUGAGUAUGAGAAACUCCAGGUGCUCCUGAGGGACAUUGUGAAGAGGAAACGAGAAGAGAACCUGAAGAUGGUAUGGCGCCUCAGCCCCGCUCAUCGUAAGCUCCAGUCGCGCCUGGAUCACAUGAGGCGCUUCAGGAGGCAGCACGAGCAGCUCAGGGCCGUCAUUGUUCGCGUGCUGCGGCCUCAGGUCUCUGCCGUGCCGCAGCAUGCUCCAGGCGAGACAGUGGAGCCUCAGGACAUGAAAGUAGCUGGAGUUCUCUUCGACGCGGCCGACGCCAACGCCAUCGAGGAGGUCAACCUAGCUUACGAGAAUGUCAAAGAGGUGGAUGGCCUGGAUGUGUCCAAGGAGGGCAUGGAAGCUUGGGAAGCCGCCAUGAAGCGAUACGACGAGCGCAUCGACCGCGUGGAGACCCGAAUCACUGCUCGCCUGCGCGACCAGCUGGGCACAGCCAAGAACGCCAACGAGAUGUUCCGCAUCUUCUCCCGCUUUAACGCGCUCUUCGUGCGCCCGCACAUCCGCGGCGCCAUCCGCGAGUACCAAACGCAGCUCAUUCAGCGUGUGAAGGAUGACAUUGAGUCACUACACGACAAAUUCAAGGUGCAGUACCCGCAGAGCCAGGCGUGUAAGAUGAGCCACGUGCGAGACCUGCCUCCCGUGUCGGGAUCCAUCAUCUGGGCCAAGCAGAUCGACCGGCAGCUGACGGCUUACAUGAAGAGAGUGGAGGAUGUUCUCGGCAAGGGCUGGGAAAAUCACGUGGAGGGGCUCAAGCUGAAGCAGGAUGGAGAUAGCUUCAGGGCCAAGCUCAACACUCAAGAGAUUUUCGACGACUGGGCGCGCAAGGUGCAGCAACGUAACCUUGGAGUGUCUGGCCGCAUCUUCACCAUUGAGAGCACCCGCGCCCGAGGUCGCACAGGAAAUAUGCUCAAACUCAAAGUCAACUUCCUCCCAGAGAUCAUCACCCUGUCCAAGGAAGUGCGCAACCUGAAGUGGCUGAGCUUCCGUGUGCCGCUGGCCAUUGUCAACAAGGCCCACCAAGCUAACCAGCUUUACCCGUUCGCCAUUUCUCUGAUCGAAAGCGUGCGCACUUACGAGCGUACUUGUGAGAAAGUGGAGGAGAGGUCCUCCAUCUCCCUUCUCGUGGCCGGCCUGAAGAAAGAAGUCCAGGCGCUCAUUACCGAGGGUAUCACUUUGGUGUGGGAGUCCUACAAGCUAGAUCCUUAUGUUCAGAGGCUAGCUGAGACGGUCUUCAACUUUCAGGAAAAGGUGGAUGAUCUUUUGCUGAUUGAGGAGAAAAUCGAUCUGGAGGUCCGCUCCCUGGACACAUGCAUGUUUGAUCACAAGACCUUCUCAGAAAUUCUCAAUCGGGUCCAAAAAGCUGUCGAUGACCUCAACUUGCACUCUUACUCCAACUUGCCCAUCUGGGUCAACAAGCUCGACAUUGAGAUUGAGCGUAUCCUUGGAGUACGUCUGCAGGCCGGACUCAAGGCCUGGACCCAGGUGCUACGCGGCCAAGUGGAGGACAAAGCCGAUGUCGACAUGGACACAGAGGCUCCUCAAGUGAGCCACAAACCAGGGGGUGAACCCAAGAUCAAGAAUGUUAUCCAUGAGCUCAGGAUCACCAACCAGGUCAUCUACCUGAAUCCGCCCAUUGAAGACUGUCGCUACAAGCUCUACCAAGAGAUGUUCUCUUGGAAGAUGGUCAUCCUUUCACUUCCCAGGAUCCAGAGCCAGAGAUACCAGGUUGGGGUCCACUAUGAGUUAUCAGAGGAGGAGAAAUUCUACCGCAAUGCUCUGACCAGGAUGCCGGAUGGGCCUGCUGCCUUGGAGGAGGCCUACAAUGCAGUGGAAGACAUUGUCGGUGAGGUGGAGCAGUAUGUCAAGGUGUGGCUGCAAUACCAGUGCUUGUGGGACAUGCAGGCUGAGAACAUCUACAACCGUCUGGGUGAGGACCUCACCAAGUGGCAGGCACUUCUCGUCCAGAUCCGCAAAGCCCGCGGAACCUUUGACAAUGCGGAGACAAGAAAAGAGUUUGGACCGGCGGUCAUUGACUAUGGAAAAGUACAGUCUAAGGUGAAUUUGAAGUAUGACUCGUGGCACAAAGAGGUCCUCAGCAAAUUUGGCCAGAUGCUCGGUCAGAACAUGCAGGACUUCCAUUCCCAAAUCUCCAAGUCCCGUCAAGACCUGGAACAACAUUCCGUGGACACCGCGAGUACGUCCGAUGCUGUCAACUUCAUCACAUAUGUCCAGACUCUGAAGCGCAAAAUAAAGCAAUUUGAGAAGAAUGUGGACUUGUUCCGUAAUGGGCAGCGGUUGUUGGAAAAGCAAAGAUUCCAGUUCCCGCCAUCGUGGCUCUACAUUGAUAACAUCGAGGGAGAAUGGGGCGCCUUCAGUGACAUCAUGAAGCGCAAGGACACGGCUAUCCAGCAGCAAGUGGCUAACCUACAGAUGAAGAUCGUACAGGAGGACAAAGCCGUAGAAAACCGCACCACUGAUCUGCUCAACGACUGGGAGAAGACAAAACCAGUGGCUGGUAACCUACGCCCCGAGGAGGCUCUUCAGUCUCUAACCAUCUACGAAGGCAACUUCGGUCGUCUGAAGGUCGAAAGAGAGAAGUGUGCCCGUGCCAAAGAGGCCCUGGAGCUCACUGACACCGGCCUGCUAAGUGGCAGUGAGGAGAGGGUUCAGGUUGCACUGGAGGAGUUGCAUGACCUGAAGGAGGUGUGGUCUGAGCUUUCCAAAGUGUGGGAGCAGAUUGACCAGAUGAAGGAGCAGCCCUGGGUGUCUGUUCAACCUCGCAAGCUUCGUCAAAAUCUAGAUGCUCUACUGAACCAGCUGAAGAACUUCCAAGCAAGGCUAAGACAGUAUGCUUCCUACGAGUACGUCCAGAGGCUGCUUAAGGGAUAUCUGAAGGUGAACAUGUUGGUGAUUGAGCUGAAGUCGGAAGCACUGAAGGACCGCCACUGGAAGCAGCUGAUGAAGCGUCUGCACGUGAACUGGGUGCUGUCGGAACUGACCCUGGGUCAGAUCUGGGAUGUGGAUCUGCAGAAGAAUGAAAUGGUGGUGAAAGACGUGCUCCUGGUUGCCCAGGGAGAAAUGGCUCUGGAAGAGUUUCUCAAACAGAUCCGCGAGGUGUGGAACUCCUACGAGCUGGAUUUGGUGAAUUACCAGAAUAAGUGUCGACUGAUCAGAGGAUGGGAUGACCUGUUUAACAAAGUCAAAGAGCACAUCAACAGUGUGUCUGCAAUGAAGUUGUCGCCGUAUUACAAGGUUUUUGAGGAAGAUGCUCUGAGUUGGGAGGACAAACUGAAUCGCAUUAUGGCUCUGUUUGACGUCUGGAUCGAUGUUCAGCGUCGAUGGGUUUACCUGGAGGGCAUUUUUACGGGCAGUGCCGACAUCAAACAUCUGCUACCCGUAGAAACUCAGAGAUUCCAGAGUAUCAGCACUGAGUUCUUGGCUCUGAUGAAGAAAGUGACCAAGUCUCCGCUGGUGAUGGAUGUGCUGAACAUACAAGGGGUGCAGCGAUCCCUGGAGAGGCUGGCUGACCUUCUGGGAAAAAUCCAGAAGGCCCUGGGAGAAUACUUGGAGAGGGAAAGAUCCUCAUUUCCAAGAUUCUACUUUGUGGGAGAUGAGGACCUGCUGGAAAUCAUUGGCAACAGCAAGAAUGUGGCCAAACUGCAGAAGCACUUUAAAAAGAUGUUCGCCGGCGUCUCCAGCAUCUUGCUCAAUGACGACAACACCGAGGUGUUGGGCAUAUCAUCUCGAGAGGGCGAGGAAGUCGUCUACAAGACGCCCGUCUCCAUCACAAAACACCCGAAGAUAAACGAGUGGCUGACGUUGGUAGAGAAGGAGAUGAGGGUGACUCUGGCUAAGCUGCUGGCAGAGUCUGUAACCGAGGUCACGGGCUUCAACCAGGGCACCGCUGUCGACCUGAACCAGUACAUCAACUGGAUCGAUCGUUAUCAGGCCCAGCUGGUGGUGCUGUCCACCCAAAUCGCCUGGUCCGAGAACAUCGAGUCUGCCUUGACGACCGUCUCCGGCGGUGGGGACAUGAGCCCCAUUCAGGGGGUGCUGUCAAACGUGGAGGCCACGCUCAACGUGCUAGCUGACACCGUGUUGAUGGAGCAACCUCCGCUUCGCAGGAGGAAACUAGAACACUUGAUCACAGAGCUGGUGCACCAACGUGAUGUGACCAGGACUUUGAUCAAGAACAAAAUAGACAACCCCAAAUCCUUCGAGUGGCUCAGUCAAAUGCGCUUCUACUUCGACCCCAAGCAGACAGAUGUGCUGCAGCAGCUAUCCAUCCAGAUGGCUAACGCCAAGUUCAACUACGGCUUUGAAUACUUGGGCGUCCAGGAUAAGCUCGUCCAGACGCCGCUAACCGACCGCUGCUACCUGACCAUGACUCAAGCUUUGGAGGCUCGCCUUGGAGGGUCACCGUUUGGUCCCGCUGGCACAGGGAAGACUGAGUCUGUGAAAGCUUUGGGUCACCAGCUUGGUCGCUUUGUCUUGGUCUUCAAUUGUGAUGAGACUUUUGACUUCCAGGCCAUGGGUCGUAUCUUUGUGGGACUGUGUCAGGUUGGAGCUUGGGGCUGUUUCGACGAGUUCAAUCGUCUGGAGGAGAGAAUGCUGUCUGCCGUCUCCCAGCAAGUCCAGUACAUCCAAGUGGCCUUGAGGGAACACAGCAACCCCAACAGAGACAGAAGUGUGCCUGUCACCACAGAGCUUCUGAACAAGCAGGUGAAGGUGAGCCCGGACAUGGCCAUCUUCAUCACCAUGAAUCCUGGCUACGCAGGCCGAUCCAACCUGCCCGACAAUUUGAAGAAGCUCUUCCGCAGCUUGGCCAUGACCAAGCCGGACCGCCAGCUCAUUGCCCAGGUCAUGCUCUACUCUCAAGGCUUCCGCACAGCCGAGAUCCUCGCCAAGAAGAUCGUACCCUUCUUCAAGCUGUGUGACGAGCAGUUGUCAUCCCAGAGUCACUACGAUUUUGGCCUCCGAGCUCUCAAGAGCGUGCUCAUAAGCGCUGGUAACGUGAAGCGCGAACGCAUCCAGAAGAUCAAAAGGGAGAAGCUUGAACGCGGGGAGGUCGUUGAUGAGAAUGAGAUUGCAGAGAACCUCCCUGAGCAAGAGAUUCUGAUUCAGAGUGUGUGUGAGACCAUGGUGCCCAAGCUGGUGGCCGAGGACAUUCCUCUUCUGUUCAGCCUGCUGUCUGACGUCUUCCCUGGCGUGCAGUACAUGCGUGGCGAGAUGACUGCACUGAGGGAAGAGCUGAAGAAGGUCUGCAAAGAGAUGUACCUCACUUAUGGUGACGGUGACGACGUUGGCAGCAUGUGGGUAGAGAAGGUGCUGCAACUGUACCAGAUCACACAAAUCAACCACGGUCUCAUGAUGGUGGGACCAUCAGGGAGUGGAAAGACCAUGGCGUGGAGGGUGCUCCUCAAAGCCCUGGAGAGGCUGGAGGGUGUUGAGGGGGUGGCUCACAUCAUUGACCCCAAAGCCAUCAGCAAGGACCACCUGUAUGGAACCCUGGACCCCAACACGCGCGAAUGGACCGACGGCUUGUUCACGCAUAUCCUCAGGAAGAUCAUUGACAACGUGAGAGGUGAAUUGCAGAAGCGCCAAUGGAUCAUCUUUGACGGAGACGUCGAUCCCGAGUGGGUUGAAAAUCUCAACUCUGUCUUGGACGACAAUAAGCUGCUCACGCUGCCCAAUGGAGAGCGUCUCAGCUUGCCGCCAAAUGUGCGUGUUAUGUUUGAGGUCCAGGACUUAAAGUACGCCACCCUGGCCACAGUCUCCCGCUGUGGUAUGGUGUGGUUCAGUGAGGAUGUGCUCAGCACGGACAUGAUCUUCAACAACUUCCUCGCGCGCUUUCGCAGCAUCCCACUGGAUGAGGGAGAGGAUGAGGCUCAGCGAAAUAGAAAGGGCACGGAGGACGAAGAGGAGACUGCUUCGCCAAUGUUGCAGAUCCAGCGCGAUGCCGCCACCAUCCUGCAGCCAUACUUUACUUCCACCGGCCUGGUCAUUAAGGCCUUGGAAUACGCCUCCAAGAUGGAGCACAUCAUGGACUUCACCCGCCUGCGCUGCUUAGGUUCUCUAUGUUCCAUGCUACACCAGGCUUGUCGCAACGUGGCACUCUACAACAACAACCACCCCGACUUCCCAAUGCCCAUUGAUCAACUUGAGAGAUACAUGCAGAGGUAUCUGAUCUACGCCGUUCUGUGGUCGUUCUCCGGCGAUGGACGGCUCAAGAUGAGAGCUGAGCUUGGGGAAUAUAUACGUCGCAUUACCACUGUGCCCCUACCCACCGCUCCCAACAUUCCCAUCAUUGACUAUGAGGUUAGUAUCACAGGCGAGUGGCAGUCUUGGCAGGGUAAGGUGCCCCAGAUCGAGGUAGAAACCCACAAGGUGGCCUCACCGGAUGUAGUGGUUCCCACCUUGGAUACCGUUCGCCAUGAGGCUUUGCUCUACACCUGGCUGGCUGAACAUAAGCCACUGGUGCUGUGUGGACCCCCUGGCUCUGGAAAGACAAUGACACUGUUCAGCGCCCUCAGAGCCUUGCCUGAUAUGGAGGUUGUUGGUCUGAACUUCUCCAGUGCCACCACCCCAGAACUGCUGCUGAAGACCUUUGACCACUACUGUGAGUACCGUCGUACUCCAAACGGUGUGGUCCUUGCGCCCGUGCAGCUCGGCAAGUGGUUGGUGUUAUUCUGUGAUGAGAUCAAUCUUCCCGACAUGGAUAAGUACGGCACACAGAGAGUUAUCUCCUUCCUCAGACAGAUGGUGGAACAUGGUGGGUUCUACCGAACCUCAGACCAGACUUGGGUCAAACUCGAGAGGAUCCAAUUCGUGGGUGCUUGUAAUCCUCCCACUGAUCCAGGCAGAAAGCCCCUCACACACAGGUUCCUGCGUCACGUUCCUGUGGUGUACGUCGAUUACCCUGGCCCAGCCUCUCUCACUCAGAUCUAUGGCACUUUCAACCGUGCCAUGUUGCGUCUCAUCCCCUCUCUACGAACCUAUGCUGAACCUCUUACUGCUGCCAUGGUUGAGUUCUACACCAUGUCUCAGGAACGUUUCACCCAGGACACCCAACCACACUAUAUCUACUCUCCCAGAGAGAUGACUCGCUGGGUGAGGGGUAUCUUUGAGGCCCUGCGACCACUUGAGACCCUUCCAGUCGAGGGACUUAUCCGCAUAUGGGCUCAUGAGGCCCUCCGCCUCUUCCAGGAUAGGCUGGUCGGUGAUGAAGAGAGAAGGUGGACAGAUGAAAAUAUUGACAUAGUUGCUCUCAAACACUUCCCCAACAUCGACAAAGAGAAGGCUCUCAACAGACCCAUCCUCUACAGCAACUGGCUAUCAAAGGACUAUAUCCCAGUGGAGCAGGAGGAGCUGAGGGACUAUGUGAAGGCCCGUCUUAAGGUCUUCUACGAGGAGGAGUUGGACGUCCCACUCGUACUCUUCAAUGAGGUGUUGGACCAUGUUCUGAGAAUUGAUCGAAUCUUCCGCCAGCCACAAGGUCAUCUCCUGUUGAUUGGUGUGAGCGGAGCAGGGAAAACGACUCUGUCUCGCUUUGUUGCCUGGAUGAACGGACUAAGCGUUUACCAAAUCAAGGUACACAGGAAAUACACCGGGGAGGACUUCGAUGAGGAUCUGCGUACUGUGCUGCGUCGCUCCGGUUGCAAGAAUGAAAAGAUCGCCUUUAUCAUGGAUGAGUCCAAUGUGCUGGAUUCUGGCUUCCUUGAGAGAAUGAACACCCUGCUGGCCAACGGAGAGGUUCCUGGUUUGUUCGAAGGCGAUGAGUAUGCCACUCUGAUGACUCAGUGUAAGGAAGGCGCACAGAAGGAAGGGCUGAUGCUGGACACCCACGAGGAGCUGUAUAAGUGGUUUACCAGCCAGGUUAUAAGGAAUCUCCAUGUUGUUUUCACCAUGAACCCCUCAUCAGAGGGCCUGAAGGACAGAGCUGCCACAUCUCCAGCCCUCUUCAACAGGUGUGUGCUGAACUGGUUUGGAGACUGGUCCACUGAGGCUCUGUAUCAGGUGGGCAAGGAGUUCACCAGCAAAAUGGAUCUGGAGAAGCCCAACUACAAGGUGCCAGACUACAUGCCCACCGUCUAUGACAAACUCCCCCAGCCGCCGUCUCACAGGGAGGCUAUCGUCAAUGGCUGCGUGUUUGUACACCAGACGCUUCACCAGGCUAACAACCGUCUGGCCAAGCGAGGUGGUCACACCAUGGCCAUCACUCCUCGCCACUACUUGGACUUCAUCAACCAGUAUGCCAACUUAUUCAACGAGAAGCGCAGCGAGCUGGAGGAACAGCAGAUGCACCUCAAUGUCGGUCUCCGCAAGAUCAAGGAAACGGUCGAUCAGGUGGAAGAGCUUCGUCGCGACCUCCGGAUCAAGAGCCAGGAGCUGGAGGCAAAGAAUGACGCCGCCAAUGACAAGCUGAAGAAAAUGAUUAAAGACCAGCAGGAGGCUGAGAAGAAAAAGGUGAUGAGCCAGGAGAUCCAGGAAGCUGUGUACAAGCAACAGGAGGUGAUCAAGGACAAACAACUGAGCGUCAAACAGGACUUGGACCAGGUGGAGCCAGCUGUCAUUGAGGCUCAGAAUGCCGUUAAGUCCAUUAAGAAGCAGCACCUGGUGGAGGUGCGUUCCAUGGCCAACCCACCUGCGGCAGUCAAGCUGGCCCUGGAGUCCAUCUGCUUGCUCUUGGGCGAGAGCACCACCGACUGGAAGCAGAUCCGCUCCAUCAUCAUGAAGGAGAACUUCAUACCCACUAUUGUUAACUUCUCUGCCGAUGAGAUCAGUGACUCCAUCCGUGAAAAGAUGAAGAAGAACUACAUGUCCAACCCGAGCUACAAUUACGACCAAGUCAAUAGGGCCUCGCUGGCAUGUGGACCUAUGGUGAAAUGGGCAAUUGCUCAGCUCAACUAUGCUGACAUGCUGAAACGAGUGGAGCCUCUGCGUAACGAGCUUCAGAAACUUGAGGAUGACGCCACGGACAACAAGACGAAGGCAGAAGAGGUGGAGCAGAUGAUCAGGGACCUUGAGUCUAGCAUCGCUCGCUACAAGGAGGAGUACGCCGUCCUCAUCUCAGAAGCCCAGGCCAUCAAGGCUGACCUGGCUGCAGUCGAGGCCAAGGUAAACCGCAGCACAGCCCUCCUGAAGAGUCUGUCAGCAGAGAGGGAGCGCUGGGAGAAGACCAGUGAGACAUUCAAGAACCAGAUGUCAACCAUUGCUGGAGAUUGUCUGCUCUCUGCGGCCUUCAUCACGUACGCCGGUUACUUUGAGCAACAGAUGAGGCAGAAUCUGUUUACAACUUGGUCUCAUCACCUGCAGCAAGCAAAUAUACAGUUCCGUACCGACAUUGCCAGGACGGAGUACCUCUCCAACGCAGACGAGAGGCUACGCUGGCAAGCCAACUCUCUUCCAGCGGAUGACCUCUGUACAGAGAAUGCCAUCAUGCUCAAGAGAUUCAACAGGUACCCGUUGAUCAUCGACCCAUCUGGCCAAGCCACCGAGUUCAUUAUGAAUGAGUACAAAGAUCGCAAGAUCACCCGCACCAGCUUCUUGGAUGACGCCUUCAGGAAGAACCUGGAGAGCGCCCUCCGUUUUGGAAACCCACUGCUGGUUCAGGACGUCGAGAGUUAUGACCCCAUCCUGAACCCAGUGUUGAACAGAGAGGUCCGCCGAACCGGAGGCCGCGUCCUCAUCACUUUGGGAGAUCAGGAUAUCGAUCUGUCACCUUCGUUUGUCAUCUUCCUCUCCACGCGAGACCCUACGGUUGAGUUCCCACCAGACUUGUGUUCUCGUGUGACAUUCGUCAACUUCACGGUGACGCGCAGUAGCCUGCAGAGCCAGUGUCUCAACGAGGUGCUGAAAGCAGAGAGACCCGACGUGGACGAGAAACGCUCAGAUCUCCUCAAACUUCAGGGUGAAUUCCAGCUGCGCUUGCGACAGCUGGAGAAAUCCUUACUGCAGGCCCUCAACGAAGUAAAGGGGCGAAUCCUCGACGAUGACACCAUCAUCACCACGCUGGAGAACCUAAAGAAGGAAGCUGCAGAGGUGACCAGGAAGGUGGAGGAGACGGACAUCAUCAUGGCCGAGGUGGAGGCUGUGUCGCAGCAGUACCUGUCCCUGUCAUCCGCUUGCAGCAGCAUCUACUUCACCAUGGAGGCACUCAACCAGAUGCACUUCCUGUACCAGUAUUCUCUUCACUUUUUCCUGGACACCUACCACACUGUACUGUAUGAGAACACCAACCUCAAGAGCAUCAAUGACCACAUGCAAAGACUCGCCGUGAUCACAAAGGACCUCUUCCAGGUGGCAUUCAACAGGGUUGCCAGAGGAAUGCUGCAUCAAGACCACAUCACGUUCGCUAUGCUGCUGGCUAAGAUCAGCCUCAAGGGAAUGACCAACGAGCCCUCAUACGAUGCCGAAUUCCAGCACUUCCUCCGUGGUAAGGAGAUUGUGCUUACUGGCACAUCCCUGCCCAAGGUGAAGGGUCUGACCACUGAGCAAAGUGAGGCCAUGGUCCGCCUCGGCCGCCUGCCUGCGUUUAAGGACUUGGUGACUAAAAUUCAGUCAGAUGAGCAAAUCUUCAUGUGGCUGGAGAGUAACACCCCGGAGCUAGCUGUUCCUUACCUGUGGUCUGAGGAGAAGCAGUCCACACCCAUCGGCCAAGCGGUGCACCAGCUGCUGUUGAUCCAGACAUUCCGUCCGGACCGUCUUCUGGCCAUGUCGCACAUCUUUGUUGCCAAAGUGCUGGGAGAGGCCUUCAUGAGCAUCAUCGAGCAGCCCAUCGAUCUGGCCAACAUUGUGGAUAGUGAGGUGAAGCCCAGUACACCGGUGCUCAUGUGUUCUGUCCCGGGUUAUGAUGCGAGCGGUCUCGUCCGAGAUUUGGCUGCCGAGCAGAACAAACAAAUCACUUCUAUCUCCAUCGGUUCGGCUGAGGGCUUCAAUAAGGCCGACUUCUCCCCCCCACCCCCCUCCCCGCAGGUUCCAGUGAAUCUGCUUCGUGCUGGUCGUAUCUUUGUAUUUGAGCCCCCUCCUGGUGUAAAGGCCAACAUGUUGCGCACCUUCAGCAGCAUCCCCGUUGCUCGCAUGUGCAAGGCUCCCAAUGAGCGUGCCCGUCUAUACUUCCUGCUAGCCUGGUUCCAUGCCGUCAUCCAGGAGCGUCUGCGCUAUGCGCCACUGGGCUGGUCCAAGAAGUACGAAUUUGGAGAGUCCGACCUGCGCUCCGCCUGCGAUACCGUCGACACCUGGCUUGAUGACACCGCUAAGGGUCGUCAGAACAUCGCCCCGGACAAGAUCCCCUGGGCCGCAUUAAAGACCCUGAUGGCUCAAUCCAUCUACGGCGGCCGCAUCGACAACGAGUUUGACCAGCGUCUGCUUAACACUUUCCUGGAUCGCAUUUUCACCAAGGGAAGCUUUGACAGCGAAUUCAAACUGGCGCUCAAAGUGGAUGGGCACAAAGACAUCAAAAUGCCCGACGGUAUUCGGCGUGAGGAGUUCAUGCACUGGGUGGAGCUGCUUCCCGACACGCAGACUCCAUCUUGGCUGGGCUUGCCUAGCAAUGCAGAAAAAGUCUUGCUCACCACACAGGGCACUGACAUGAUGGGUAAGAUGCUGAAAAUGCAGAUGUUGGAGGAUGAGGAUGAUCUCGCCUACGAGACGGAGAAGAAAGAGCGCACGUCGUCCACCGCCGACGCCCAGCCAGCCUGGAUGAGGACGCUGCACACUACCGCCGGCAACUGGCUGCAGCUCAUGCCUCAAACCGUCAAUCCCCUCAAACGCACGGUGGAGAACAUCAAGGACCCGCUGUUCCGCUUCUUUGAGCGUGAGGUGAAGAUGGGUGGCAAAAUGCUGCAGGAGGUCCGUCAGGAUCUGUCGGACGUGGUGCAGGUGUGCCAGGGCAAGAAGAAGCAGACCAACGAUCUGCGCACUCUUAUUAGCGACCUGGUGAAAGGCAUCCUCCCUCGCAGCUGGUGUCGCUACACCGUGCCCGUCUCCAUGACCGUCAUCCAGUGGGUGGCGGACUUCAGCGAGCGCAUCAAACAGCUGCAGCAGAUCUCACAGGGCGCUGCUAGCGGGGGCGCUAAGGAACUCAAGAACAUCCACGUCUGCCUGGGGAGCCUUUUUGUACCUGAGGCAUACAUCACCGCCACCCGCCAGUACGUGGCCCAGGCUAACAGCUGGUCUCUGGAGGAGCUUUGUCUGGAGGUUAACGUCACCAACGCCCAGGGCGCCACUCUGGAUGCAUGCAGCUUCGGCAUCAAAGGACUCAAACUGCAGGGGGCGACGUGCGCCAACAACAAGCUGUCCCUGUCCACUUCCAUCUCCACCGAGCUGCCUCUCACCCAGCUCCGCUGGAUCAAGCAAGGCGAUGGAGAAAAGAGACACACGGUCACUCUGCCCGUGUACCUGAAUUUCACCAGGUCUGACCUCAUCUUCACCGUCGACUUCGACAUCGCCACCAAGGAGGAUCCGCACAGCUUCUACGAGCGCGGUGUGGCCGUCCUAUGCACAGAGUAGUUAAAUGAGAUUCUAGAAAUCUCGAGAGUUAAUCUGACCCAUAUAAUCACCUAUAUGCGCUGCGUGUUAACUACCCAUUUAGUUUGCUCAGUCGUGAACAUUUGCGGACCAGUAGUAGUCGUAGAAUAUAUACACUUUAUUUUGCAAGUGUCUGAGAAGGUUUUGAGGAAGUUGUCAGUUGGGUAUAUCGUGUUUCAAAAGAGGACGUGGGAAGGAAGAACAGAUUUUACACGAACGAAAAGGUAUGUUGUAUUUUACAUUGAAUAAAGCUUGCUGGACUGAAAUGAGUUGGAAUGGGAAUUUCCACUGAAUAUCACUG
Hippocampus comes (tiger tail seahorse) is the source of this 14250-nucleotide messenger RNA. RefSeq names its product dynein, cytoplasmic 1, heavy chain 1 (gene dync1h1). Gene Ontology annotation, molecular function: ATP binding; dynein intermediate chain binding; ATP hydrolysis activity. Gene Ontology annotation, cellular component: axonemal dynein complex. The record is from RefSeq and is a predicted model, not a curated record. Gene Ontology annotation, biological process: microtubule-based movement. NCBI's taxonomy places the organism in Eukaryota, Metazoa, Chordata, Actinopteri, Syngnathiformes, Syngnathidae.